Molecule: messenger RNA, 8223 nt
Organism: Ictidomys tridecemlineatus (thirteen-lined ground squirrel)
Lineage: Eukaryota; Metazoa; Chordata; Mammalia; Rodentia; Sciuridae
Source: RefSeq, a predicted model, not a curated record
GCUGCCACCGCCCACUCGGGGCUGGUCAGCGGCAGGCGGCUGGGGCUAGGAGAAGGGCCCGGCUGGGCGAGCGCACGGCCAUGGCCCCGUGGCUGCAGCUCUGUUCUGUCUUCUUCACUGUCAAUGCCUGCCUCAAUGGCUCGCAACUGGCUGUGGCCGCGGGAGGCUCCGGCCGCUCGAGGGGCGCCGACACCUGUGGCUGGAGGGGAGUGGGGCCAGCCAGCAGGAACAGCGGACUGCACAACAUUACCUUCAGAUAUGACAACUGUACCACCUACUUGAAUCUGUUGGGGAAGCACGUGAUUGCUGAUGCCCAGAACAUCACUAUCAGCCAGUAUGCUUGCCACGACCAAGUGGCAGUCACCAUUCUUUGGUCUCCAGGGUCCCUUGGCAUUGAAUUCCUAAAAGGAUUUCGGGUAAUACUGGAGGAGCUGAAGUCGGAGGGAAGACAGUGCCAACAACUGAUUCUAAAGGACCCAAAGCAGCUCAACAGUAGCUUCAAAAGAACUGGAAUGGAAUCUCAACCUUUCCUGAAUAUGAAAUUUGAAACGGAUUACUUUGUAAAGAUUGUCCCUUUCCCUUCCAUUAAAAACGAAAGCAAUUACCACCCUUUCUUCUUCAGAACUCGGGCCUGUGACCUAUUGUUACAACCGGACAACCUUGCCUGUAAACCCUUCUGGAAGCCUCGGAACCUGAACAUCACCCAGCAUGGUUCAGACAUGCAGGUGUCCUUCGACCAUGCACCACACAACUUUGGCUUCCGUUUUUUCUAUCUUCAUUACAAGCUCAAGCAUGAAGUACCCUUCAAGCGAAAGACCUGUAAGCAGGAACAAAAUACAGAGACAACCAGCUGCCUCCUUCAAAAUGUUUCUCCAGGGGAUUAUAUAAUUGAGCUGGUAGAUGAUACCAAUACAACAAGAAAAGUGAUGCAUUAUGCCUUAAAGCCAGUGCAUUCUCCCUGGGCUGGGCCUAUCAGAGCUGUGGCCAUCACAGUGCCACUGGUUGUCAUAUCUGCGUUUGCAACGCUCUUCACUGUGAUGUGCCGCAAGAAGCAACAAGAAAAUAUAUAUUCACAUUUAGAUGAAGAGAGCUCUGAGUCCUCCACAUAUACUGCAGCACUCCCCAGGGAGAGGCUCAGGCCGCGGCCGAAGGUCUUCCUGUGCUAUUCCAGUAAAGAUGGCCAGAAUCACAUGAACGUUGUCCAGUGUUUUGCCUACUUCCUCCAGGACUUCUGUGGUUGUGAGGUGCGGAAUCUAAAGACUAUUCUUUUACUGCGGGCAGGACACAUGGUGACACUAGACCUAUGGGAAGAUUUUAGUCUCUGUAGAGAAGGACAGAGAGAAUGGGUCAUACAGAAGAUCCAUGAGUCCCAGUUCAUCAUCGUGGUGUGUUCCAAAGGAAUGAAGUACUUUGUGGAAAAGAAGAACUACAAACACAAAGGAGGUGGCCGAGGCUCAGGCAAAGGGGAGCUCUUCCUGGUGGCAGUGGCGGCUAUUGCUGAAAAGCUCCGCCAGGCAAAGCAGAGUUCAUCUGCUGCCCUCAGUAAGUUCAUCGCUGUCUACUUUGAUUAUUCCUGUGAAGGUGAUGUCCCCUGCAUCCUGGACCUGAGUACUAAAUACAAACUCAUGGACAACCUUCCCCAGCUCUGCUCCCACCUGCACUCCGGAGACCAUAGCCUCCAGGAAUCAGGACAGCACCUGGGACACAGCAGCAGAAGGAACUACUUUCGGAGCAAGUCUGGACGUUCCCUGUAUGUCGCCAUUUGCAACAUGCACCAGUUUAUUGACGAGGAGCCCGACUGGUUCGAGAAGCAGUUCCUACCCUUCCAUGCUCCCCUCCUGCGUUACCGGGAGCCUGUCCUGGAGAAGUUUGACUCAGGCUUGGUUUUAAAUGACGUCAUCUGCAAACCAGGACCAGAAAGUGAUUUCUGCCUAAAGGCUGAUGCUGCCGUUCUUGGGGCCACUGGGCCUGCCGACUUGCACCCGCACCCCGAGAGUCAGCACGUGUGCCUGGACCAAGACCCCGAGGCCCCAUCCCAGGAGAGUGGCUCCACACUGCAGCCCUUGCUGCAUGCUGUGAAAGCAGGCAGCCCCUCAGACAUGCCACGGGACUCUGGCAUCUACGAUUCAUCUGUGCCCUCGUCUGAGCUGUCUCUGCCUCUGAUGGAAGGACUCUCAACAGACCAGACAGAAACUUCUUCCCUGACGGAGAGCUUGUCCUCUUCCUCCGGGCUGGGUAAGGUGCUAUUGAUUCAGGUGAGGAGGAUCCUCCUACCCUCCCUUCUAAGCUCCUUGCCUCUGGAGUGUGCAAAACAGAACUUGGUUGCUGCAGCUACACUGAUGAACUCCACGCGGUUGCCCCUUUGUAACAAAACAGAAGAGUCUAAGCAUUGCCACUUUAGCUGCCACCACUCUCUGGUACCAUAGCUCAUCUCUGGUCACAUGGCCUUCUUGCAGCUGAGGGCUCAUAAAAGGAUAUUUGGAGUGAAAUUCUGGCCAGUACUUGCUCCUGCUGCCCCAGCCCUCUACCAAAUAUGUUGGCAAAGUCUCCAAUUUUCCAAGACCAUGUGGAACUCUGAAAGGCAUGUCCAUGGGGUCUGACAAGACCUUGCUAUAUUAGGUCAGUUUUUGGAUCAGAGCCUAUUCUGAAAGGUAGAGAGGAAACAGUUAAAAAGAAACAGGAUAAUACUCACAAUGACCAUUCAGACUUCACUGAGCGCCAUAAACAAACUUUGCUCUUCACUGUUAAUUACUUUGAUUUGAAAUGAUCUGUGGAAAAAGCACUUGUAAUAUCAUUAUUGCCACAGAAAUCAAGUGCCAUUCUCUCUGGAAUCUGUUGUAUUGCAAAUGAUGUCCUAUCCAUUUUUGAUGUGGAACUUACGAUGUCAGGGGUAUUACGUUAAAUAAGUUUUGAGUCAAUGUCAAAGAAGUGACUGAAUAUCCAGUCACCUUUUAAAAAGUCUUUAUGUAUUGCUGGGUGACAUGGCUGGUUGAUGGGGGGGCCAUAAAGCAGGCUGACUUUAAAGCUGAGUGACAUGGCUGGUUGAUGAGGGGGCCAUAAAGCAGAGUCGUCUUAUAAUCUAAGUAGGCAUCAUGUGGAGGCCAGAGCUGCCUAUUAAGUUUCCCUGGGUUACACUUACUGAGCUGUAGCUCAGAUGAUGGUGUCUGGACAUUUAUUUUAAGAGACUGUUACCCAACUGGGCUGUAUUUUUGAAAGUUAUAGUUCAUGCUUCAUUUUGGCCUUUUGGUCUAAACUUGAAUCAUAAAUAUUAGGGAUCAGAAUUUGCAAAAACACAACAGUGUGUGGAGCUGAUCUCCUCAACUGGUUUUGAUUGAUGACAAGUUUCCUUUUAAGAAAGUAGAAAUGAAGGGACUGUCACAGAAGUUAUUGUUACAUUUUUAUGAAUGACUCCUCUACACAAUCUCUGUUCCCAAAGGGAAAAUGUUUGUUCAUAUCCUGUUUGUUGAUUUGCAUGUGUGUGAUGAUGUGUUAGUCUCCUCUCUGGAAACCCUUGCCCUCCCCAUGCCCUGGCACAGGUAUGAGCAUCUCUCUACACCUUUUUCACCGGAGGCCAUUGGAUUUUGGCAGUCCAUUUUCUCAUCAUUUAGUCUAGGGAUUGUGGCUUUCCUUCAUCAGAUAGGACCAACAUUGGUAAGUGGGAUGGGGCAGAACUUUAUCUUUCAAGCAUGUGCUUGUCAGGUAGGGAAGGGAAGGCUUGCAGUUCUGCUGGAAAGAGGUUUGUGUGUAUUUUGGACUCAAAUGUACUAUUCUCUGCUCUGGAAAGGCAGCUGGCAGCUUCUUGGGAUAAUGUGCUCAUCUGUUCUCUGGCAUCAAGUUUCCUGCAGCUGCUCUGAGGGAGAGACAGUGAGCUGCAAGACUGUCUCCCCAUGAAACUGGCUUCUUGGUAGAGAUGUUCUGUGUGGAAUCUAAGCCAAGCACAGAGCUCCUGCCCAAGUAAAAUUGCCCUGCUGUUUUCAUUGUCCACAUACAUUCUGUGAAGGAGAUCAGUGGGUCCAAACUUGCUAACAUGAAAAUUCACUUGGAACGUUACCAGAGAGAUUUCUUAUUUAGACUAAGAGAUGUUUCAUGCUCCCAAAGGAACCUAGGAGCUGCUUUUACAAUAGACAUUCAGCUUCACAUACGAAAUAGGCAUCUCUGAGAAAGUGGCCCUAGGGACAGUUUGGAGCAUUCAGAGGAGUAUUAAUUGAGGUCCAAGGGCGGGGGCAGAGAGUUCAAUACAUGAACUCACUUGUUACAAAAAUGGAACGGACAGAAAGGAUGCUAGUCCAAAAAUCAGGUGAUGUUUUUUAGUUUCCUGAACUAUUGUUUCUGAUUCACAGAUUCUAAAAUGCCAAGUAAUAAAACUACAGUACGAUUGCCUAAUUCAGAAUAAGUUGAGAAGUCUGUCUUCCUAAUUUUGUUUCAUUAGUUUCACUCUUUUGUUUUCUCCCAUCCCCACAUCAUGCUAGGAAUGGGAAUAGUUGUGUUGUAGAUUAAGGCAAAACAUCUGUUCUAAGUAGAGUUGCAGUUUUUGACUAACUACCUGUCUGACAGUGGAAAUGAUAAAAUGGGAUUAAAAAAAAAUCUGCCAACUUGCUAAUUUUAGAUAUCGGGGAAACAAGAAUUAGAUUAUAGUGAUGCGCUCAGUGAAAGGUCUUGAUCUGAGAGUAAGAGGCUUUUAUGGGUAAGUUAUUGCCCUCUGCAAGGGAGACCAGUGUUCACCCCAGGACUCUAGAAAACCAAGAAUACCAAAGGUAGAAAGCUAGUCAUUCUCCUUAAUUCACCGAUGUCCCACAGAAAGAAUUUAGUAUAUGAUGCAGUCAGCUUUGCCAAGAGAGUGAUCAGGGAGGUUAAAACCCAGGUAAUUGUGUGUUCUUCUCUGAGAAGUUGGCUCCAAGUAAUUGGGACUAUAUUCAUGGACCAGGCCUAGCUACACUGGGUGCAGAACUCCUCCAGAGGAUCAAUACUUGGGCCUUUGAAACACAAGGAUCUUGAAAGAAUCAGAAGUCAUUCCAGUCCAGUCCUGGGUACUGAGUUAGGGACUCAGCCAGGUAACAGUAUUUUGAGACAAAAAUGAGAUUGGGUCAUAAAGUCAUGAGAUAAAGCUUUUGGUUGAUUCGUUAUUAACUAAAAACAGUCCCAGAUCAGAGGUUUAAAAAAAAUUGUCCUUACCAAUGAUGACAUCAAUCAUUAGAAUCAAUGUGUAGUAGGUUACGGAGAUUUAAGUUCCUGCAUGUAUGUUUGUUAAAGUUCUCUCUUGCUAUUCUAUAAACACAAGAUACUUUGGUUUUGUUUUUUACCAACAUUCAGUCUCAGGUUACCUGACGUACAUGCAAACAGGAAGGCUAGUCCUCCAAAACUGUAGAUUAACAUGAUUUUAAGAGUUUUUUUUUUUUUCAGAGGUGACAUUUUUUUCCUUUAUAAGAAACUAAAGUGGCAGGGAUGCUAUUUUAUCCCUGGAGAAGAAAUGGCAUACCCUCUUUCUCAAAGAAAGAACAUUCUGUAGUCCCUGGCUACCUCAAAACUAAUUUGGCUCUCUUAAGAAGAGACAUUACUCUCUUUAUUGGAGAGAGAUGGGCAGUGCCAAUGUGAAGGUUACUAGUCUUUUCUGUUGUUGAAGACAUCUAUUCUUAGCAGAUCCUGUACCUUCAGGGGCACCAGUGUAGUCAGGUAUAAGCAAAUCAGCUGUGUGAUAACAAAUGGCAACAACACACCUUCUCUUUGUCAGAGUGACAAUAAGGCAUGGUGGGGACUGUGGCAAAUUGAAGAACUUCUGUCCUACCUACAGGGAGAGGCUGCUCCAGUUGAUUGUGGACAUGAAGUGUUUCCCAAUCUUCCCAUUUCUCAAGAGAAGCUGAAAAUUUCUUUCUUUUAAUAUUGGCAACUAAAAUUUUAAAAUAUUUAAAUUCAAGACCAACAGAACAUACAGAUGGACCUAAUUUGGCUCCCUGGCUGCCAGUUUGUGAUUUCUGCUUUAUAAGAUUUGAAAUGAACAUCACCCAUGGUAGUUACAAAUAAACCAUGCCACUAAUGCUAAAUCCAGCCAGUAGCUGGAUUAUUUCUUUCCCCUAACUCUCCUUCAAAGAAAUUUGAGGUGAUUCUGAAUGUAUUUUUGUAAGGUUUUAAUGCUGCUUUACAUUUAAUUUCAAGUUCAGAUUUAUUGUCUUCCAAUUUAAGAAACAGAAUGUUUUGAACAAUUUCACUUAAACUCCACAACCCCUAGGGCUCAUGUGUAAUCCUUUUUUAGACGGUGUGCAAAUCUGAACUUAGACCAAGACCUAAUUAGAAAAACAGGCAUAUGUGGGUAAUAAGGCAAAGAAUCUCCUAGUGUCCACUACAGCCAGGUAUGCAUUACCUUCUGUUUUAAAUGAUCUGUGUAUUGACUCUUGGCUGUGUGAAACUGUGGACGGAGAAAAGCUUUUCCUGAUGUUGAGAUACAGGGGAGACCCUGUGGGUGUUGGGUCGCCCUUGCUGUUUCCCCUCCUUCCCAGGCACAGGGUGAAAGUAAACAAAAGAAAAUCUGUAAGCCAAUAGUUUUGAUUCCCAUUUCAGGCCUCAAGGGCUAGAAGAAAGUUUAGAUUAUCUCACAUGUUCCCUCCCUGGUGUCAAGACAGGGGCUGCACUGAAUUAUUCCAGACAUAUGGCUGCAGAUGAGAUUGUGGAUUUUUAGUAAAAGAGAUUCUGUAACCUACCCUGCUGAUCAGAUAGUUUUUUGUAUGUUCUUCCUUAUAGAAAUGCAAACCAGCUUUCUUUUGUUGAGGGUGUAGUGGAGAAAGAACAGCUGGUCACCUUCCGUGUAUCUGAAAACCACAGUGAAGUCAUCCCCCUGGUGUUUUUAUUUCAGUGGUAAAUAAUCCCACCCAGUUAAACCAUUCUCCACAGCUCCUGUUUUCCAAAGGCUUAAUAAUUUUCACUGCUCUUUAGUUCUCAGUUUCACACUUGUUUUAGUUGCUCAAACAGAACAUUGGUGACUUCUUCAUAUUGGUGCCUUGUGAUGGCCAAGCUCAGGGUGGGAUUAUAGGAAAAUACAUAUGUGCCCAGUGCCUCUUAGCAUGUAGAAAUAGAAUGGCACUUUUAAAAAAUGGUGUGUUGCUUACAUUCAUUCUAAGAAUCAGUAGGCUACCACUCCCCUCUCCUCCUGCCCUUGGUAAUGGUCCUAUUUUGUGGUUUAUUUUCCUUCCUAAGGGCAAACAUUUGGUGCUUACUUCUGAUGUGUUGAUUGUCGUUCCUGAAUUUCAGGAUACUCUUUUAGACCAACUCUUACCUUCUGAGUGGCAGCUACCCUCCCCUCCCAAUUUGUGAUUCUAUUUUUGCAUAUCUUUACCUUUAUUUGGUGACUCAUAAUAUCACUACAUGGUACAGACUUCAGUUUAACCACUGGUGAGAUGAUGUAGCAGUUUAGUUGCUAAGUGCCACCUUCCCGUUGUCAUCUGGGGACUAAUUUGCAGACACCUUUGAAUCCUCCAAUGAGGACCUCUGGGGAAUUUUGGCCAAUUGUCUUCUCUCCUGCUCUUUGGUUCCUCUCCAGAAUUCCAUGGGAACCACAGACACCUCAAGGACUUCUUCUGCAUUCCAGGGGGCUAGCGCCAUGGCUCUCCGUUGACCAACCACUGUGUUUUGCACAAUCAGAAGACUGACAAAAACAAACUAUUCCUGUUGUACAUCUCACAUUUAUAUUAUAUAAAAUUUCAGUCAAGAAGAUUCAAAGGAGCAGUUUUCUAUUUGUAUAUGAUGUGGACAUAAGUGAAUGCUGCAACUUGUAGACAAAAAAAUUGCCAUUGGAUGACACUAACAUGCUCAUCUGUUAUUUAAAAAGUUUUAUUUCUCUCAUGAUGCUUUUUUGCAUGGUGAAUCUGGACAGCAGCAAAAGCUUCUGUAAUGAACUGUGUUCAUUUAGAGUAGGUAACUAUGAUUUUCACUGUUAGUUAAAUUUUUUUUUUUCCACUGCAAAAACUCCCUUUUCCUAUGUUCUAGGAGGAAAGCCUGUGGAACACCAGUGGUCAUUAAUGUCAUUGUUUUUAUUUCAUCUUUAAGUUUAUCUUUGGUGGAAUAAUGAGCACUGACAGACUGUAGCAGUGUGCUGUAAUUUUACAUUGAAAAUGUUAGUGAAAUGUUUGAUUUGUAUAUAACUCUGUAAAUAAGUGAUAGUAGACCACAGCUGACAUUUGCAAAAUGGUUUUGUACCUUAGAAUUUAUGCAUCAAAUAAAAUGUUUUUGUUUUAA